AUGGCGGGAAUCGAGCAGCUCGAGAUUCAUAGCAAGUCCUACAUCGUGCGCUGGGUCAAAGUCGAAGAUGGCCACAGCAUCUCGUGGAGCGUGCAGCCGCACAAGAAGUCGAUCAACUUUGGCAUCGUGAAGCAUCCCGGCUCCGGCGCCACCGCCCUGCACACCGCGACCAGCGUCGACGAGCUGAACAAGUCGUUCGAGAACCUCGAUGGCGGCAGCAACAACAAUGCGAAAACCGGCGGCAAAUUCUCGAAGCGCGAUGCCAGCACCGCGCAGGACCAGCUGAGUAGCAAGGGUUUCAUGCUGAUGAAUUGGCACGGCAAGUGUGAGGCCGGCAAGGUCUCCAUGGGCACCUACGACGUGCUGUCCGGCCAAGGCGGCAUGUUUGGUUUGGUCUUCGACAACACCUUCUCCAAGACCACCGGAAAGACGGCCACCUUCGUCCUCCUGACCUUCCCGACCGACCAGCCGCCCCAAGGAGCCCACCACCUACCGAACAUGAUGGCCGCGCCCAACGCCACGGCGAGCAAGACGAGCCUAGGGAAACCGAGCCCGCGACUGGGCGCCACAGCAUCCGAGUCCGUCGACAGUCUGCAGAGUCACAAGAACAGGGCCCAGUCCAUCGCAGGGCGCAGCGAGGGCGGCGGCGCGUCCUCAUCCUAUCAUACGGGCACUCUGCUCAAGAGGCGGAGAAAGAAGGGUCAAGGUUUUGCUCGCAGGUUCUUCUCGCUGGAUUACUCGUCCUGCACGCUAUCAUACUACUACAACCGCAACUCCUCCGCCCUACGGGGCGCCAUUCCCCUGAGCCUGGCUGCCAUUGCCGCGGAUGAACGACGUAGGGAGAUCAACAUCGACUCUGGCGCCGAGGUGUGGCAUUUGCGGGCGGCCAAUGUCAAGGAGUUCAAGGAAUGGGCCAAGGCUCUCGAGCGAGCUAGUCGCAUCGCUCGUGGCAUCGAACCCGAACCUAUACCGGAGGGUACCCUUGCUCGGAGAGACACGCUCAAGGUGGACACCCAAACCGUCCCGCGCGUUCCGAACACGCAGCAGGAGGAGGACAGGGAAUGGCAGCAGGUUGAGUCAUUGGUGAGCCGCGUUGUUGGCACGAGGGAUGCUCUCAGGCGCCUGGUCAAGGACAUGGCGGCUCAGAAGCAAUACACUCGUCCGUCCAGCUCGUAUCUCUCACCCGCAACACCAAGCGGCCCAGAAGAAGGCGAUGGUUACUUCCCCCCGCAACAGGAACGGCGCUCGUUCUGGAGGCGCAAGUCCAGUGCCGCGCCUCUCAGUCCGCAGGUCUUCCAGCCUGCACUUUCUUCGGCUCUGGCGGUACCGUCGCCUGGCUCUGCGGUCACCGUCACAUCCAACGGACACGACUCAAAAGCGGGAUCAAAGGGGCCAAGCCAGGCGGAGAAAAGCAUUCAAGAUCACUGCACCGCACUGCUGAAUGAUCUCGAUUCGGUGAUUGCGGGUUUCACGACGGUUGUUGCCAAGAGCAAGCGGAGGCGAACCCCGAUGCCUGGAUCUGCUACAGGAUCACGGAUGAGUUUGGAGUCUACCGCCUCUGAAGAGUUCUUCGAUGCUGAAGGCGGCGACGCGGACAACCAGGUUGUGAUGAUCGACCGUCGCAGCGAGGAAGAUUCGCAAGGUUCUGAAGCCGACGAAGCUGACGAAGCAUCCAUCCACUCGUCUUCUUCCGUGUCCUCUGUCGAGGAAGAGAAGGAUGGCCUGGAUGCCAAGGGUGCAGCGGCACUAUUUCCACCAAAACCAAAAUCUCUGGCACCCCUUCCUGUUGAUAUUGGCGUCGAACGCCGCCAGACCAUUCCGCCUGCCAAGGUCCUCCCGCCAUCACUCAUUGCGUUCGUCCGAAAGAACGUUGGCAAGGAUUUGAGUACAAUCUCAAUGCCUGUAUCCGCGAACGAGCCCAUAUCUAUGCUACAGCGUGUCUCUGAGCAACUUGAAUACGCCCAGUUGCUUGAUGAUGCGACAAAACAGAAGACACCCAAAGAGCGUAUGCUCUACGUCGCUGCCUUCGCUGUCUCUCAGUUCAGUGCCAGCCGUGGGAAAGAGCGUGCAAUACGCAAGCCCUUCAACCCGCUUCUGGGCGAAACGUUUGAACUGUUGCGAACAGACGCCGAGUUCCCUGGUGGUUUCCGACUGGUUGUGGAGAAGGUCUGCCAUCGUCCGGUCCGCUUAGCCAUGCAGGCGGACGCCGCUCACUGGUCCUUUGCGCAAAGCCCGGCACCUACGCAGAAGUUCUGGGGCAAGAGCGCCGAGCUCACCACUGAGGGCAAGGUCCGCAUUGCCUUGCGUCUGCCCGACGGCACUGACGAGUACUACUCUUGGACGCACGCCACCAUGUUUCUGCGCAAUGUCGUCAUGGGUGAGAAAUACCUGGAGCCUGUCGGGUCCAUGGUCGUAGCAAACGACAGCACUGGUGCUCGCGCCAAUGUUGAGUUCCGCUCCAAGGGCAUGUUCGGAGGCCGUAGUGAGGACGUUCAUAUCGACACCCUGAACCCUGACGGCAGCAACACUGGCCUGGCCCUCACCGGGACAUGGACUGGCGCUUUGCGGGUCGUGGAGCAUGGCAAGACCGGACGCGAGCUGUGGAAGGUCGGCGAUCUGGUACCCAAUGCGCCUAACACAUACGGGAUGACCACGUUUGCCGCGAGCCUGAACGAGGUGACGCAGAUCGAGGAGGGCCGGCUCCCGCCCACGGACGCGCGGCUGCGGCCGGACCAGCGCUUCGCGGAACAGGGCCAGCUGGACGAGGCGGAGGGCGAAAAGGUGCGCCUCGAGGAGGCGCAGCGGGCGCGCCGCCGGGACAUGGAGGAGCGCGGCGAGCAGUGGAAGCCCCGCUGGUUCGUCAAGGUCGCCGGUGGCGACGACGACGGCGGCGGCGAGGAGGUCUGGCGCAUCAAGGGCGGCAAGGACGGCUACUGGGAGAGCAGGGAGCGCGGGUUCCAGGGCGUCGAGCAGAUCUUCUGA
This is a messenger RNA of Neoarthrinium moseri, 2982 nucleotides long. RefSeq lists its product as uncharacterized. Gene Ontology annotation, biological process: piecemeal microautophagy of the nucleus; maintenance of cell polarity; endocytosis. The record is from RefSeq and is a predicted model, not a curated record. The coding region runs from base 1 to 2982 and encodes 993 amino acids. Gene Ontology annotation, cellular component: cytosol; intracellular membrane-bounded organelle; plasma membrane. Lineage: Eukaryota; Fungi; Ascomycota; Sordariomycetes; Amphisphaeriales; Apiosporaceae. Gene Ontology annotation, molecular function: sterol binding. The transcript is spliced from 2 exons.